Molecule: messenger RNA, 922 nt
Organism: Nezara viridula (southern green stink bug)
Lineage: Eukaryota; Metazoa; Arthropoda; Insecta; Hemiptera; Pentatomidae
Source: the annotation of a GenBank genome assembly
CGAGUCAAAAAGACAUUAUUCUGAAAAUUAAUUGAUCACUACAGACAUCCGUGGCGUAUGGUUAUGCAUGCAAUAAUUAUGAAAGACAAUUUAAAUUUCACAUGACCGAUUUUAGUGAGUCAUGGCUUCCAAAUUCAACCUUUUUCAGUUUUAUCGGAUGUGCACUGUGACUGCACUGCUGUCCGCACAUCCAGCAUUAUCCAGCCACCAUGGGCCACUCCAUCUUCCCAUUCUUGUUUCGGCCAUCGAGACCUCUUUGGAUCGAGAAACUUUGGAAUAUCAGGGAUGGAUUUAUGAUGAGUCCAAUUUUCUCACUAGCGCGAAGAAAGCUUCUUGUAAUUCCAACUACUUCCAAUUACGUCAAGGCCAUCAACAUAUCCAAGAAUUUUCGGAUGGUUCUAAUCAGAAGCCUAUUCCAGAAUCCCGCACAGGUUUUCCUCUUGGAAGAGGACGAUUUAGAGCAGCUAUCAUGUUGAAGAGCCUUCAGCUGGAAAGCAGUAUGCAAAUGAGGAGCCCUGAAGGGAUUAAAGGCACCGUCCAUUUAAGCCGCGACAGCCUCCCGCUGGGACAAGAGCACUGGGUUGCUCCUUCCAUUGAUCUCCGGGGAGCUAGAGCGGUCCGUGGGUGGUGGCGUUCUGGCUCUGCCAUGAGUCAGAAAGAGGGGGGGGGGGGGCAACCCUCGCCGAUAUCUUUAAUGCUUGGUCUGAUACAUAUCCAUGUCUGCCAACUGUCUCCCAUCCCAUUAGUGUACAAUCUUAUAUCUCCCUGGAAUGGGGGAAAUAUCUGUCUCUAUUUCCUGCUACGGCCAUUCUGUAAACAGCCUACACCAAACCAGUCCUAUCUUAUCACCACGAUCCAUCUUCACCGCUUCUCCCUCACCACGCAACCCUUCGCUAUUGUACCACCUGCCGUUAUAAAAUAA